Molecule: messenger RNA, 3610 nt
Organism: Galendromus occidentalis (western predatory mite)
Lineage: Eukaryota; Metazoa; Arthropoda; Arachnida; Mesostigmata; Phytoseiidae
Gene: p120ctn
Product: adherens junction protein p120
Exons: 10
Coding region: 1-3018 (1005 amino acids)
Biological process (GO): cell-cell adhesion
Cellular component (GO): cytoplasm; plasma membrane; adherens junction
Molecular function (GO): protein binding
Source: RefSeq, a predicted model, not a curated record
AUGGCCGAGAAUCAUAUAGCGGUGACAGUCACCCAUGAGGUGAAAGAAGAACAAAAAUCUGUCACGAGUCAGGUGGUCCAACAAGUGCACAGGAAGUUCUACCCCGAUCAAACGCAAGAAUUUCAACGCUUCGUGCAAGACGGACCGUCGCAGCCUCCUCAGGUCCAGCACAGCUACUCGUAUGAGUCGUCUCAGGCCACGGCCUCUUCGAACGGUGGAGGUCAGCAGCUCGAAGAGAAACACUUGACUGCAGCUUCUCUUGUCGGUCACGAGAAACAACUUAUCAGCCGGACUCAGCAAGAGAUAAAAACUCAACAGGUGAAAACCGUCACCAAGUUGGUGAAGACGCGAGAGGUUCGUCACAUUGGGCCCGAUGGUCAAGCUGUAGAUUUGGAGUUUGCGGCGGGAAAUCCGACGGAUUUCAUUCAGUAUCCGUCACAGUCUCAUCCGGGCUUCAUCGAGGGCGCUCCGGACGGAAUGAGCUACUUCGAAGGACAGCCACCGUCUCCUGCCAACUAUGACUACUACGGUCGGGCGCCACCUCCUCCAAGUUCCGCGAAUUACCCUCCCGGGACGAAUUUCCAGGAGUACGAGUACUAUCCUUCCGUGGGCGGAAGAUCGUCGCCCACAUCGGUGAUUUCUGAGUCUCCUCCUCAUUCGCAUUCCGCUGGAAUGUUCUCCACCGCUAGUGGACAACCAACGUCGGGCUACGACGAGCUCGAUUCCACUCUGCUUACCCCUCAGCAGAGGGCCUUGUACUAUCAGCAAGGUUAUCCAGGCGGGUACCUUGACCAGCGCAAUUCUUAUGACCCCUAUGGCCAAGCUCCUUUCGAUGGCCAACCACCCCCACCUCCUGCAGCUCCCCAGGCGGGCGAAGGAGGAGUCAGAUUCAGGGACCCCGAUCUUCACGAAGUGAUUGAGUUCCUCAAUCAUCCGAACAAUGUCGUACGCUCGAACGCAGCGGCGUACCUCCAACAUCUAUGUUACAUGGACGACAACAUGAAACAGAAAACCCGUGCUCUGGGCGGCAUUCCACCGCUCAUCGAACUCCUCUCGCAACCCAUAGGCGAAAUUCAAAGAAACGCUUGUGGAGCUCUACGAAAUCUCUCUUAUGGGAGGCGAAACGACGAGAACAAACGGGCUAUACGAAACGCCGGUGGUAUUCCGGCACUCGUUCGAUUACUGCAAUCGACGCCAGAUAACGAGAUCCGAGAACUGGUUACGUGCGUGUUGUGGAACCUUUCAUCGUGCGAUGAACUCAAGAGACCGAUAAUCGAUGAUGCUCUCAAAGUGCUCGUUCAACACGUCAUCAUCCCACUCUCGGGCUGGGAUAGAGCAACCAUUGCGCAUAAUGGCGGAGAUAAGCCAGCUCAAGAGAUUUACUGGACGAUCGUGUUCCGUAACGCGUCCGGGGUAUUGCGUAAUGUCAGUUCGGCAGGAGAGUAUGCGCGACGCAAGCUCCGGGAAUGCGAAGGACUUCCCGAAGCCCUUCUGCAUCUCGUCCGAACCGCAGUUCGAAAAAACGACAUGGAUAAUAAAAGCGUGGAAAACUGUGUUUGUAUACUCAGAAAUCUAUCAUACCGGUGCCAAGAAGUUCAAGAUCCUGAAUACGAUAAACAACCGCCUCCUCAGUUACAAGACGGGACUGCGACGACGGGUCGAUCCGGAGCCUCGUCCGUUGCUUUCAAAGUCGGAGAGAGCUUGGGUUGUUUUGGAGCGAAGAAGAAAAAAUCUCAACAGAGCAAUUCCAGCGAACAGAUAGCGGCUCAUACGUCAUCAUCGAAUCCGACAGGAAUGGGACUUUUGUGGCAGCCGGACGUUGUUCAACCGUACCUUUCGUUGCUAUCCGAGUGCUCGAACCCCGAAACACUGGAAGCAGCGGCCGGUGCUAUUCAAAACCUGGCCGCUUGUUAUUGGCAGCCUUCUAUAGACAUCCGAGCUGCGGUCCGCAAAGACCGUGGUUUGCCCGUCCUUGUCGAACUCCUCCGAAUGGAAGUCGAUCGCGUAGUUUGUGCUGUUGCGACAGCGCUCCGAAACUUGGCCAUGGAUCAAAGGAACAAAGAACUAAUUGGCAAAUACGCCAUGAGCGAUUUAGUGCAGAAGUUGCCGAACGGCAAUCCCCAGCACGACAUGGGAACUUCCGAUGACACGGUGGCUGCGGUGCUGGCCACGUUGAACGAAGUGAUUGUUAAGAACGCUGAUUUUGCUAGAUCGCUGCUGGAAGCCGGCGGAGUCACCAGGCUCACUCACAUCACCAAGCAGAAACAGAGGUUUUCUCCACGCGUGGUGAAAUUCUCCUCUCAGCUACUGUUCAACAUGUGGCAACACGUCGAGUUGCGCGAAGCGUACAAAGGCGCAGGUUGGCGGGAGAGCCACUUUCUUACUAGGAACAUCGGCGGCAAUGGGGCUGCGGGGCCCUCCACUGGUUUGGGUGGGGCCAACUAUAGCACACUGUCGAGGCCGAUCAGUUCUCAGGGUGGCACCCGUUACGAGGAUCGUACGCUUCCUCGUGGAGCCGGUCGUGAACUCAAUCGCCAGCAGCAACAACAGCUUCAGCAGCAACAACAUCACAAUAAUAACAAUGCUGGAGGCCAUCCGCAGCCACAGGGUGUGGGCUACCACCAGGGACAAGAGAUGCCCCUGGCGGAAAUGCACAACCUUUCCAUCCAGGACGGUCAUCGCCAGGCCCCGGUAGGCGGAGUUCAAAUCUUCCCACCAGGACCGCAUCAACUCGCCGAAGUGCAUUCUGGUCCGCUGCCGGGAGAGCCGGUUUACGCGCAAGUGAAUCGCGAGAAGAAACUUAGACAUCGACCCAUGGGCGGCCACAUGAGCCCCAUGAUGAUGAUGAACAUGAGCCAAGGAACGUUGCCUCGAGAUUCGCACCCGUCAACGAGUGAGAGCACUCAUCAACUCAUACCUCCUGGAACGCCAACUCCGAGUACCAACGGCUAUCAUCAUCCGCAAGUGGUAACAGCGAGUAACGGAGAAGGCCCUGUUGCUGGUGAUUCCUGGGUAUGAGAAAGACGGGAGCUCUGACGAGCGAGCGUUUUUUUCUGCCCUAAUCAGUCACGGACGGGAAUCUAUCGAGAAUAUCCGCGUCCAGCGACAUCCAUCGUUCCCAGAUGAGAGUACGACCAGGGAUGACCACCGUGUCGGGCACAACAUUAAUUUAUUGCGAGCGUGGCAACGCUCAUGGGGCAAGCGCUCCGACGCAGUCGACGGUUCGGAGUGCGGAUUUCGAGUGCCACAGCAAUCAUCUCUUUGCGUAUACGAGAGAACUGUCGCCUGUAUCUCGAACAAAUAGCUCUACGAUAGUAUUAGAAACGCUGUACAUACGGUCGGAAUAGAUAGUGUGGAAGAGCGUCUGCGUGACUCGAGGGUCGAUUGGUUAAUUGAUUCAUUGGAUGUCGACGGAGCGCAUCCGAGUGGAAACUCCACCGACCGAUACCGUAGACGUACCUUUGGUUGUUUGAAUUAUAUUCACAUUGAUCGAUUGAUUGACUGAUUGAUUGACUGGAUGAAUGAAUGAUCGUAUGCUGAUCGAAUAACUUGUGGAACAACGCCCUGGAGCUUGGGCGGGACAAAUCAUAGAGAGCGUGCCAGGGAGCGU